AAAAAUAAAAUAAUGAUAUAAAUAGAAAUCAAUAGUCACGACGCGAUGAUCGAGGAAGCACUAGUAUGGUGUAACUGUUACAAAGUUAGUUCUCUUCCAUCUCCGUCGGCCUCACUGUCUCCAUUUCGCUAUCGCAAUCAUCUUCACCGUCUUCUUCGGAAUGCGCCAUUUUCAUCUUCUGUAACUGCUCACAGUGCAUUUUUGGUGAGCAGAAGAAAGAGGUUUUGUGAGAAGCUUGUGUCCAACAUGGCUAAUUAUGAAGGACAGACGGUUACUAGUGGCAGCGAUGUUAGAUCAGGGAGUAUGAUUUUUGUGCCUAUUUUGGAAGAUGGAGUGUUCCGGUUUGAUUGUUCCGUGAAUGAUCGAGAUGCAGCGUAUCCCAGUAUUUCUUUUGCGAAUAGCAGGGAUAGAGACACACCUAUCUCGACUCAGAAGCUUCCUUUGUAUAUCCCUACGUUUGAGUGUCUUCUAGAGCAGCAGGUUAUCAAACUUGAGCUGCCUGUAGGUUCCUCCCUUUAUGGAACUGGAGAAGCUAGUGGAGAUCUAGAGAGGACGGGCAAAAGAGUUUUCACGUGGAACACAGAUGCAUGGGGUUAUGGACCUGGAACUACAUCCUUGUAUCAAUCCCAUCCAUGGGUGUUAGCGGUUCUUCCCAAUGGUGAGGCACUUGGAAUUCUUGCUGACACUACAAGGCGCUGUGAGAUUGAUCUGAGGAGAGAAUCAACGAUACAGUUUGUUGCUUCAUCCUCAUAUCCUGUCAUUACAUUCGGCCCAUUUUCUUCACCCACUGAAGUGUUGAUAUCCCUAUCAAAAGCAAUUGGAACUGUAUUUAUGCCCCCAAAAUGGUCGUUAGGCUAUCAUCAAUGCCGUUGGAGUUAUUUAUCUGACCAGAGAGUUCUGGAGGUUGCAAAAACGUUCCGGAAAAAGUGUAUACCUUGUGAUGUGAUAUGGAUGGAUAUUGAUUACAUGGAUGGUUUUCGUUGUUUCACCUUUGACAAGGAGCGUUUUCGAGAUCCUACAUCUUUAGUGAAAGAUCUCCAUUAUAGUGGUUUUAAAGCUAUUUGGAUGCUUGAUCCUGGAAUCAAGCAUGAGGAUGGUUAUUUUGUAUAUGAUAGUGGUUCUAAAAAUGAAGUUUGGGUCCAAAAGGCAGAUGGAACUCCUUAUGUUGGGGAGGUGUGGCCUGGACCAUGUGUCUUCCCUGACUAUACACAGUCAAAAGUUCGUGCAUGGUGGGCAAAUUUAGUUAAAGAUUUCAUUUCCAAUGGUGUUGAUGGUAUAUGGAAUGAUAUGAAUGAACCAGCUAUCUUUAAGGUUGUUACAAAAACAAUGCCUGAGAGCAAUGUUCAUAGAGGAGAUGGUGAACUGGGGGGUUGUCAGAAUCAUUCGUUCUAUCAUAAUGUGUAUGGUCUACUGAUGGCAAGAUCAACUUAUGAAGGCAUGAAACUAGCCAAUGAAAAUAAGAGGCCUUUCGUUCUCACUAGAGCUGGAUUUCUUGGCAGCCAAAGGUAUGCUUCAACAUGGACUGGAGAUAAUCUUUCUACCUGGGAGCAUCUUCAUAUGAGUAUCUCAAUGGUACUUCAGCUGGGACUUAGUGGUCAGCCACUUUCAGGUCCUGAUAUUGGUGGAUUUGCUGGAAAUGCAACACCUAAGCUUUUCGGAAGGUGGAUGGGUGUAGGUUCCAUGUUUCCCUUUUGCCGAGGUCAUUCUGAAGCUUCCACAGCUGACCAUGAACCCUGGUCCUUUGGGGAAGAGUGUGAAGAAGUUUGCCGAUUGGCACUGAAGAGGCGCUACCGUCUAAUCCCUCUUAUCUACACUCUUUUCUAUUUUGCUCACACCAGGGGCACUCCAGUGGCAACCCCUAUUUUCUUUGCCGAUCCAAAAGAUCCUAGCCUGAGGAAACUUGAAAAUUCGUUUUUGCUUGGUCCGGUCUUAGUGUAUGCAAGCACCUUACAAAGACAGGGGUUGGAUAAGAUGGAGAUUACUUUACCUAAGGGAAUAUGGUUGACUUUUGAUUUCAAUGAUGCACAUCCGGAUUUGCCAGCUUUAUACUUAAAAGGUGGCUCAAUUAUUCCUGUGGGCCUCCCUCUUCAGCAUGUUGGAGAAGCUAAUCCCUCAGAUGACUUGACCCUUCUUGUGGCUUUAGAUGAACAUGGGAAAGCUGAAGGUGUUCUGUUUGAGGAUGAUGGUGAUGGAUAUGAAUUCACAAAAGGGAAUUAUUUAUUAACACACUAUGUGGCUGAACUUAAAUCAUCGGUAGUUACUCUGAGGGUACACAAAACUGAAGGAUUAUGGGAAAGACCCAAACGCCGCCUGCAUAUUCAGCUAUUGCUGGGUGGGGGUGCAAUGCUUGAAACAUGGGGAAGUGAUGGAGAAGUUCUGCAACUAAUCUUGCCUUCAGAAGAGGAGGUGUUGAAGCUAGUAUCUAUUAGUGAGAAGCAAUACAAGGACCGUUUGGAAAAUGCAACUGCAAUUCCUGAUAUAGAAGAGGUUUCUGGACCCAAGGGAACAGAGCUUUUAAAAACUCCCAUUGAAUUGAAAAAUGGGGAGUGGGAUCUUAAAGUUGUUCCCUGGAUUGGGGGUAGAAUAAUCUCCAUGACACACAUUCCUUCAGGAACACAAUGGCUCCAUAGUAGGAUUGAGAUCAAUGGAUAUGAGGAGUACAGUGGUACGGAGUAUCGUUCUGCUGGGUGUUCUGAGGAGUAUUCUGUCAUUGAUCGAGAACCUGGGCUGGUGGUGUUAGAGGGUGAUAUUGGUGGAGGAUUGGUUCUUCAACGUCAUGUCUAUGUUCCAAAGAAUGUUGCCAACAUCAUCCAGAUAGACUCUAGUAUAAUAGCCCGCAGUGUUGGAGCUGGUUCUGGAGGGUUCUCAAGGUUGGUUUGCUUACGAGUUCACCCAACGUUCAUUCUUUUGCAUCCGUCUGAAUCUUUUGUUUCAUUUACUUCAAUGGAUGGAUCAGUGCAUGAAGUCUUUCCUGAUAGCGGGGAGCAAUUCUUUGAAGGAAAUCUCAUUCCUAAUGGUGAGUGGAAGCUCAUUGACAAAUGUCUUGGCUUGGCACUGGUCAACCGAUUUAGUGUAACUGAGGUAUUCAAGUGUCUCGUUCGCUGGGAUUGUGGCACUGUCAACCUGGAGCUUUGGUCUGAGAGUAGACCUGUUUCAAAGCAAUCCCCUCUUCGAAUUUCACAUCAAUACGAGGUUUUAAGAAUCCCAUAAUAACCAGAUAUCUGGAAUGUUCAUAAUGCUGAGUAGUGCUGCAGCAAAACAUGCACGUAAAACUAUGCAUCUGAAUUUCUGUGCUCCUUCCUUCUUCCUGUUCACCCGAAUGCCUGUUCUGUGGUUGAACUCUAUUUCUGAAGAUAUAGCACAUAUUUGUACUUCGAAUCUCAUUAGGAUCGUAUUGUAUUUGUCGUUUUAACGCCC
Vigna radiata var. radiata (mung bean) is the source of this 3417-nucleotide messenger RNA. Its product is annotated as alpha-glucosidase 2. The transcript is spliced from 23 exons. The record is from RefSeq and is a predicted model, not a curated record. Gene Ontology annotation, molecular function: carbohydrate binding; hydrolase activity, hydrolyzing O-glycosyl compounds. Lineage: Eukaryota; Viridiplantae; Streptophyta; Magnoliopsida; Fabales; Fabaceae. Gene Ontology annotation, biological process: carbohydrate metabolic process. The coding region runs from base 46 to 3210 and encodes 1054 amino acids.